Molecule: messenger RNA, 771 nt
Organism: Prunus armeniaca (apricot)
Lineage: Eukaryota; Viridiplantae; Streptophyta; Magnoliopsida; Rosales; Rosaceae
Source: the annotation of a GenBank genome assembly
AUGGCUACUGUUAAUGUUGAUAACAUGUUAACGAGGUUAAGACAGAAGCGUGCUAUAGGGAAGAGAAGGAAAAUUAUUGUCUGUACAAUGAUCUCUUUUAUGGUUACGCUAGUACAAUGGUAUUAUGAUAAUUUUCGUGUUAAAGAGCCUUCACAUGAUUGGGAUGAAGAAAUGCGAUCUUAUUUGAACCGCAUGUACAAUGGAAAAGAAGUUGAUUGUAUUGAUCAAUUUCGAAUUAGCAAAUGUGCAUUCAAAAAGUUAUGCAGAAUUUUAGAAGAAAAUGGUGGAGUCAUUGGUUUUGACUAUUACCGUUCAAUCGAAACAAUUAGUCAGCAAUUUAACAAAGUCUUAUAUGCCAUGAUGAGAAUUAGUGAAGAAUACAUAAAGUUCCAGCCAAGUACUGUUGGGAGUUCCGAAAGAAGCAAAUGGCAGUGGUUUGAGAAUUGUCUUGGGGCACUUGAUGGAACUCACAUUCCGGUAACAGUGUCGGCAGAAGAAAGACCAAGAUAUCGAAAUAGGAAGGGCGAUAUCUCCACUAAUGUUUUAGGGGUUUGUGCUCCAAAUUUAAGAUUUAUUUAUGUAUUACCUGGAUGGGAGGGCUCUGCAUCUGAUGCUCGUAUAUUGCCAGAUGCUUUACGUAGGAACAACCGAUUUCAUGUUGCAAGAGAUAAGUACUAUCUUGUGGAUGCGGGUUAUACUAAUGGACCGGGGUUUUUAGCACCGUAUAGAGGAACUAGGUAUCACUUGAGUGAAUGGAGUGGGAACAAUUGA